Messenger RNA from Fusarium odoratissimum NRRL 54006, 1921 nucleotides. RefSeq lists its product as uncharacterized. The record is from RefSeq and is a predicted model, not a curated record. The transcript has a single exon. The coding region runs from base 36 to 1658 and encodes 540 amino acids. Lineage: Eukaryota; Fungi; Ascomycota; Sordariomycetes; Hypocreales; Nectriaceae. Gene Ontology annotation, molecular function: protein binding.
CCAAUCUUAUCUCGGCUCAACUCAACUCACACAUCAUGUCUUCCGACGACUCGAGACUCGUCACCGAGAUAUGGGACAACAUCUGUUCCUUUCUAACACCAUCGACCCUCUCCAAUCUCCGUCUCACAUCUCACAGACUCAAUGAGAUCGCACGACCAUGGAAAUUCAGAAGCUUACGCCUCGAAGCAUUCGCGCCUUCAUCUGUUGAGCGAUUUAUCCACAUUGCCAAAUCCCCUAAACUACGCAGCUUAGUUCGAGAGAUCACUAUCGAUACGCGUAUUGAGUUUGACUUUGAGUACCUCUGCAACGAGUCAUUCAACUUCCCAAUAGCCUUCAUGAACGCGCUCCCCCAUUUACGUUGCUUCACCAACGUCACGGCGCUUCAUAUUCGCUUUGAAGAGCACUGCGGCGAAGAUGACCGUUACUAUCAAACUAUUGAAGAAACGUUUGAGUUUCGGUACCGUGUGCUUGAUACUAUUCUUCACUGCGCUGCGGGGCUGUGGACGCUGGAGAAGCAGAUCAAGAUUGAUGAGGGGAUGGAGGGAUAUAUCUAUCUUGAUGAAGAUGAGAAUUUUGAUUAUAGUGAUCAGGAUCUUGAAUUCGCUCACGACAAGCCUUUUCCGCUGAAGGAGUUGACGAUUACGCAUCUUGCGGAUUAUGACGAUCCUAACCUCGCUCUCUCUGAGGCCUGGAAGACGAUAAUCUCUCUACCAAGUCUCGUCGACUUUAGGGUCUUUGUGACAACAGAAGAGUGCGAAGCUUCACCUGAGAGCACGAUUCACUAUAUUGAGAAGUACGAUUUCUUCGGCAACCUCCACAACACGUGGCUGUCUCCCAACAUCGCGGAUCAUUUGCGCGUACUGUCGUUAUACUUCAAAGACUACUGGGGCUGGUUUCCCAUCAUGGACUUUCGAAACAUUGGCGAAGAUUCACCAUUCCCUCAACUCAAGGUUCUUGCGCUCGGGAACUACGUCUUUACUCAUGAGUGGCAGAUUGAGUGGUUUGCGAAGCUCGGCAAGGAGAAUGGUAGUGGAGGUCUGGUAGAGCUGUAUCUUGACGAUUGUCCCAUUCUGUAUCACGCACGUCAGCUUCGUAUUGGAAACGAUGGGUAUGCUGAUCAUACAGCUCAUACAGCAGGUGGAACAGGACGAGGAUGGAACCCUAUCAAACGCGACUUUCCCAUCCGAUGGCAUCAUAUCCUCUCUCAGUGGAAAGAUUCGAUGAAGGGACUGAAGACACUUCGAGUUGGUCAUGGCUGUUGGUGGGAUUGUCCCAAGGAUACCCGCCAAGCAAUUCUACAAGACCCCGAUUACAAAGACAUCGACUUACAAGCCAUGGAUCAUCGGCUCUCGCGAAACCAGCAUCGGAACUUUGCUUACCCUCCCCCAACGGAGGAAGAAUACUGGGACAGGGAGAACACCUGGGUGUCUGAAAAGCAUAGAUAUGGGACGGGGAUCGAUAAUGAGAGAACGAGUCGGAUGCAGUAUAUUGAGUAUAACUGUGGUAUUGGGCCGUCGGCAUGGUUGGAGAAGAAUUCGCGGUAUGAUUGUGAUGAGGAGGGGUUUGCGCCGGAGAAGGGGACGUUGGAGAAGGACAAUGCUGCGUGGGAGAUGAUUAUGGCUGCGACUCGAGCGAGACGUGAGGGUGUUGCUGCUUGAGUUUUCACAGUUUAGGGUCAUUGGGAUUGUGUCUGUUCAUUUACAGGUGAUAUGCAUUGGGACAUCAUAGUGCUCGGGAGAUGAGAUUUAUGAACCGUCAUUUUCCCUGUUAAGGGUACAUGCUUCAUUUAACAUCGGACUCCGCUGCUGUUCAGUAACUCUAAUCGUCAGAACAAAGGACCAUCUCAAUUUCCGUACUGUGCGGAAACAGAUAUAUACUUUUUUAUAAACUUUGUACUUUGAACUUAGAAACGUGAGUUUAG